Molecule: messenger RNA, 3895 nt
Organism: Notolabrus celidotus (New Zealand spotty)
Lineage: Eukaryota; Metazoa; Chordata; Actinopteri; Labriformes; Labridae
Product: alpha-2 adrenergic receptor
Exons: 1
Coding region: 283-1584 (433 amino acids)
Biological process (GO): regulation of smooth muscle contraction; regulation of vasoconstriction; platelet activation
Cellular component (GO): membrane
Molecular function (GO): alpha2-adrenergic receptor activity
Source: RefSeq, a predicted model, not a curated record
GAGAGAGAGCUGCGGCUGGACUCAAGUCCUGACAUCCAAGAGAGGCGUGAAAAGACUAUUACAGAGCGCGUGGAAGAUUAUGUAUCAUUUGAGUUAGAUCUAUGUGAUGAACAGGCUGUAGGUGUCCUCCUAAAGACUCAAUCUCUGCGCGCGUAUCCAUGUCGUCAGAUUUGUCGAGAAAAAGCGCGCUUUUGAUGGACUCCUCAGUAAAUAAAGGGCUAAGUGUGAGUUCAUGCCAAGAUCCAACCACUCCUGGAUAUCUAUAACGCGCACACAGCCAGGAUGGAUCCGUUUAACGCCACCGGAAUGGACGCGUUCACGGUCAUCCAUCUGAAUUCCUCCUGGAGCGCGGACAGUGGAUAUUCUAUAGCAGCGAUCGCCAGCAUCGCCGCGCUUGUAAGUUUCCUCAUCCUCUUCACGGUUGUUGGAAAUAUUCUUGUUGUGAUCGCGGUGCUGACGAGCAGGGCACUGAAAGCCCCUCAGAACCUCUUUCUGGUGUCUUUAGCCACCGCGGACAUCCUGGUCGCCACUUUGGUGAUGCCGUUUUCUCUCGCCAAUGAGCUCAUGGGCUACUGGUAUUUCGGGAAAGUUUGGUGCGGUAUUUAUCUGGCUCUGGAUGUUUUAUUCUGCACUUCUUCUAUCGUUCAUCUGUGCGCAAUAAGCCUGGACCGGUACUGGUCCGUUACGCAGGCUGUAGAGUACAACCUGAAGCGGACUCCUAAGCGCGUCAAGUGCAUCAUCGUUAUAGUGUGGCUCAUAUCUGCUUUCAUCUCAUCCCCACCUCUCUUAUCUAUAGACAGCAGCAGUUACAUCAGCUCGCUGCCUCAGUGCCAGCUCAAUGAUGACACCUGGUACAUCCUCUCCUCCAGCAUCGCCUCCUUCUUCGCCCCCUGCCUAAUCAUGAUCCUGGUGUACAUCAGAAUCUACCAAGUGGCCAAAACCAGAACAAGGAGCAUGUCAAGUAAAGAGCCGAGGCCAGAUGGUGUCACACAAACUGAGAACGGAUUGAGCAAAGCCAACUCCCCUUACCUUGGAGACAGAGAGAAUGGUCACUGCCAGUGUCCGCCUACGCCCAGCCAUCGCACAGUCACCAUGGGGCCACAGACCGAUGAUGCUGACAUGGACGAGAGCUCUUCCUCAGAGGGCAAAGGUCACAAACCCCAGCAACAGGACUCUCAGAGAGCCAAGAGGCUUGGUCAAAAGAGGAGCUCCAUCUGCAAACAGUCCACACGUAUCUCCAGAGUCAGCAACAAAUCCAUAGACCUGUUUGCCUCCAGGAGGAAACGUCGCAGGAGCUCCAUAGCCCGGAAAAAGAUCUCCCAAGCCCGGGAGAAGAAGUUCACCUUCGUGUUGGCUGUGGUCAUGGGGGUCUUUGUGAUCUGCUGGUUCCCCUUUUUCUUCAGCUACAGCCUGUACAGUGUGUGCAGGGUGUCUUGUAAGAUCCCUGACCCGCUCUUUAAAUUCUUCUUCUGGAUUGGCUACUGUAACAGCUCCCUGAACCCUGCUAUCUACACCAUCUUCAACCGAGACUUCAGGCGCGCUUUCCAGAAGAUUCUCUGCAAGUCGUGGAAAAAGUCCUUCUAGGUCUGAAGCACUACCAUGACAAUUUUAAGGGAAAAUAUCAAAGUGAAUUUUUCUAUAAGGAUUCGUCUUGUCUAUUGAUGUUACAUCUCAUCGUCCUGUUGUAAUUAAUGGCAGCUCACUUUCAACCCCCUUACUGGGUGUCGCUACGAGCUUCAACUUACAGUAUGUUUACAUUUCAGGCUUUUCUGAUCUGAUAAGUGAGUGCCACUGUCUGUUUAUUCCCACUGAUAUGUGUUGUAAAGCUUAAUAAUGUCUUUAACAUCAGAAAAAGAUGCGCACAUGGCCGGACCUAUCUUCUGAGGGGCCCCGGGGCAACACCAAAGUCCUGGGCCCCCUUGGCCCCCCUGGUUAACCCCACUAUCUGCAAUGUGUGAAAAAUAUCUUAACUUUUUGUGCUAACAUUUACCACAGGUUUGCUUGAGUAAUAAUUCAAUUUAUUUUGUUUAUUUGAGUAACUAAACAUAUAUGCCAAAAAAAAGGAGAAAUUAAAGGGAUCCUUAUGACAGAACCUCUACUGAGAAGGUGACACUGUGGGACAAAUUGCAUUUGUGUUCUUGCCUUAAAUUAGAUGAGAACAUCAAUAAUUUGGUAACUCUUGUACAGUAAAAGUCUUGUUGCAUCAUGCAGCAAGUUAGCUUAGCAUAUAUAGAUGGACAAAGCUACCCUGACUCUUACUAGAGACAUUCAAAUCGGCUGUAUAGCACUUUUUACCUUCACUUUUCAGCCUUGUUUGCAUAACAUGUACAAAAAAAGAUAAUUCACAGUUCUAAAGAGGGUAAUGCUAUCCUUGUGGCGAUUGGCUGCAACUAGCACAAAAUCCAUAAACUUACUGGUUAAAAACUGUGGAUUGUUGUUUUUAUACCCCAGGAUUUUGCACAGAUUAAACAGCAUUAAAAAAGUGUUAAUUUGUGAGCUUUAUGGGUAUUAGUAGGUGGAUUAAAUUCAUCAAAACAUUCCAGGCUACGCAUGAGCUGCCGAGGUAAGCUAAGCUAACCGGCUGCUGGCUUAAAGCUCCUGUGAGGAGUUUUAGCUGAUCAUUAAACCAACUGAAAUAAAUAAGGUUAGCUUUUUAUGAUUCAUAAAUGGAAACAAUACCAGAUGACACUCAAAUGACUAUUUCUAUGAUUUACAACAAGCUGAAGAGACAGCUGUUUUUAUUUUUACAGCUGCUAAUAUUCAAAGUGAGUAAUACAUUUGAUUGCAGAAAUAGUGCAGGAUAUUUAUUUUUCGUCAAAAGAAACUACUAGGACAAGAUUAGCAUAGACAUUAAAGGUAUCACUCUGUCCACAGGGGGCUCCAAAAUCAACACAGACAUGAAAUUCAUCACAGGAACUUAAAGCAUACUGAACAGACUGUCAAUCUCCUUGUCCAACUUCCAGCUGGAUACAAAUUAUUCAAACUAUUCCUUUAAGACAUUUAAGUGAUACAUCAGAACAUGUUCAAAGGUCUUCGUUACAUCAGUGUUGUGCUCAUGUUCUGCACAUUUCUGAAAAAUGUUCUACUUGACUGGCACAAAUAAGUUCAAAAGCAGUUUGCAUCAAGCUCUUUGGGUCUCUGAGUUCUAAAGGCCACUGACCCCUCAGUAGAGAUUAACAAUCCUGUGUACGCACUUGUGAUUUUAAACCUUUUCCGCUUGUGUUCCUCGAAAAUGUCUCUGUUCACAUGUGACCCUUUUAACACAUGUAGUCAGUCACAAGCAGUGGAACCACAUUGAUGUACCCAAAGAAUGUUAUCUUCUCUUUAUUUUUUUUUUAAAUGACAUUUCUGGAAGAAAGUCUGAAAUAUGGCUUCACUACAUCUGGACCUCUCUGAUAGGAAACCCCUGACUUUGUUAGAUCAAAGAGUAACCAUGUCUCAUAAUGUCUUUGUCUGCUCGUCAUGAUGCUGUCAGCCGUGUCAGCUACGCAGCUUUUUGAGCCUCUGCUGUUAUAACAACACAAGUGUAACCAAAGUGUUGGUGGUGAAGUCAUGAUGGUGUUUCAUAACCCAGCUGACAAAUGGUACAGCACAACAGCAGACUAGUUCUCCACGGAGUCUUUGUUCUGAUCUCUGACUGCACUUUAAAGAUUUGAGGCGAUGCUAAGAAGGGCUGACACUCAAGUAUAAGCUUAAUUAUUUUUACAACGCACAGACAAGGGCAUCACCUUGGCCGUAAACUACAUAGUAUAAGGGGAGAAAUGGAUUUCAUGUGUUUUUACUUUCAAAGGAACUACCUCUAUGUUGUUGUUUUUUGUUGCUGAUUUAUGUUUUGCACACGUUUCCUCUGCUCCUUCAACUGUCUGCUGUCGUAUGAAAUAAAACAUGAACAAGU